AUGGUAGUAGACGACGAAUCUCUCGACACACCCGACACCCGACACCUCGAAGCUGAGACACGAAAGAUUAUCGCGAAAGAGAAGGAACGCAUGACAACCCGAGCUGAUGUGCUCCGCACCUUUGCAGAGUCCAUCGCCACUUGCGCUAGAAAAUUCGACCAUGGCGAUGCCCACGCCGUCGCCAACGACUUCACUGGAUUCAGCAACGCGGUGCCACAGCCUAAACUGCGGCCCGCCGAGAAACCACUUGCCAAACUGCCAACGGACAGCCAAACACCCCGCCGAAAGGCAGUGAGCUUCGCCGACGUCACCAAGGUAGCCGCGCAACAAGCCCCAGGGGACGUUCAUAUCGCUCCUCCACGUAGACAACCCAUUGCGACCAACAACUACGCAGGCCGGCGAAUCCUCCUCCGCUUAAAGGAGGGGUCUAGCUUCUUCGAGAAAAACAACUUCCAGAUCCGCCUCGCACAUAAGGAAGAGCUUACACUCGACACUAGUUACUGA
Molecule: messenger RNA, 504 nt
Organism: Cordyceps militaris CM01
Lineage: Eukaryota; Fungi; Ascomycota; Sordariomycetes; Hypocreales; Cordycipitaceae
Exons: 2
Coding region: 1-504 (167 amino acids)
Source: RefSeq, a predicted model, not a curated record